GGGACGUCCAGACAGAAAAAAGACAAACAAAAAAGACAUCAUGGGGACGUUCCCUUGAGACGUCCUGAUAACUUUCGGGGACGUAAUUUUGCUAGCUGGGUGGUUAACAUCCUGUUUUAUUUGACCAGAAAAGGCAUUUCGAGAGGAUGUUUACGUAAUAUCCGUUGGUUCAUACCGGGGAAGUUGUUUCCUGAAGUUGACCUGGAGAUAUUAUUUGCCUGAAACUGGUUUGCAAAGAUACAAUUUAAUUAGUUAUCAAACUCCUUGAAAACAAAUGAUUUGUGUUCAAUGGAUUUGUCAGAGAAAGCAACAUCUCAAAAUGAAGACAUUGACACAGUGGAGAGCCUGCAGGCCCAAUUAGCCGAUUGCAGAGCUCAACUGGAGCACUGGCAGGGUGUGGCGACAAUCUGUGAGCUGAGCAAACAGGAGGAGCUGAGUGAGCUACAGAGACAGUGUGACCAGGAGAUCCAGUCUCUCCAGGAGGCUCUCAGAGAGACAGCGUCACAGUAUGAGGCCAGAAUAUCUACACUGCAGUCUGAGCGUGCCCAGUGGAGGAAAAAUGGUGGAACCACAGAUAAGAGCAGUGUAAAGAAGGGUAGGGGAAAUGCAGGAACCUGCGCAUCAGAGAGACAGACAGAAUCACCCACCAAUAGCUUCCAAGAACCAGAAGACAGAAUUCAGAGUGACAGACCAUACAGCCUUUCAGCAGAACUUGAGUCUGAAGGGACAGGGCUCCUAAUGGAAGGCUAUUUCUCCCAGCACUGCGACAGUGCCUCUCUCUCCUCCUUCUCGCUGGACACACCCUCUCUGCCCAGGCGCCCGCCCCCUCAGGACGAUACUGCAUCUCUGGUCUCCACGGGAACACUCGUGCCCGAGGCAAUCUACUUACCACCCCCAGGUCACCGGCUGGUAACACACAGUGACUGGGAUGCACUGAACGCGCAGGUGGUGGAGCAACAGGGAGAGCUGAGUCGACUGAGAGAGGAGAGGGAGCAGUUGGAGAGAGAACUAGAAACUCAGACAGCUGAGACACAGAAGCAGGUUUCAGUUCUCCAGUUUCAGGUUCAGACCUCCGAAGGCCUGCUCCUGGAGUUGCAGAAAUCUUUUAGCCAAUCACAGAAUGCCGUACAGAGCCGUCUGUCAGCGUUGUCUCUCUCUCAGAGGCGAAUGUGUAUGGAGCUGUCCAGGCUGAAGGGACAGGAAACAGUGGAGACAGAUGAAGGAGGAGACACCAACACAUCUUUUAGUCCAGCUUUACAGGGGGCACACUGUGAGGAACGUUUGCGCAUUGAGAUUGUAAACCUAAAAGAGCAGCUGGACACGAGGGCAGAGGAGAGUGAAGUUUUAGAAGUGCAGCUGUCCAGCCUAAAGACGGAGACGGAGCACAUCCAGUACCAGAAGGAGAGGCUGCAGGUGGAACUCCAGGCUUGCCGCACCGAGCUGCAGGGCCUCCAGGUGGCGCUUUCACACCUGCAGGGAGACAGCAAAGCCCUCAGCAAUGACAAGACGGCCAUGCACCAGCAGUGUCUGGAGCUGCGUAGUCAGGUCAUCAGCCUCCGCACACAGGUGGACACCAGCCAGACGGUGCAGAGGGACUUUGUUCAUCUCUCACAGUCACUACAGGUGAAGUUGGAGUUAAUUCGUCAGGCAGAAACUCUGGACCAAGUUAGGCAGAUAUUGGGAGAGGGUCUUUCUGAGGAUGGAGCUUCACCUACAGAUGCUAUGUGAGGCUAUUAAAGUGGCUCUACAGAACCAAAGCAACAGAAAAAGUAUUCCAAGGGUGACCAAUUACUAGCUAGGCCACACACGUAAUUUUUACUAUUGGAAAUGAGUGACAACUAGUGAAUAUUUCUACUGCUGCCACUACUUGUUUUGUGACUUGGAGUAGUUAUCUUAAAACAAUGGGAACUUUUUAAUCGUUUUAAAAUAGGUUUAUGGACCAAACUUAAUAUUUCUUAAAAUAACUCCUUAAAGUCACCUUAAGUGUAACUAAACAUCAAACCUCUUUUUGUAGGAAACCCCUAAUGGUUUAAUACUCCCUCAUGGCUAAACUCAUGAAUCCUGGUCUUGAUACUGACAAAUCUUUGUAAAAGUUUUAAUUCUGAUUAUUGAUAAAUUCAAGAUUUUUUUGCCCUUAGUAGUUAAAAACUUUUAAGUUUGUGACGUUUCUGUGCCUUGUCGAGGUACUCAACCUAUUACAGGGAGGGGGGAGUGUCAAGUCUCAGGGGAGGGUACUUCAGACAAUACUGUGAUAUGUCAAAUUCCUUGAGGUAUAGGCUAACCUUUAAAUGCAGGAGCAUCAUGCUAUGACAUAACAAUCAUGGUAUGUAAAUUGAUUUGGCAGCCAGAACAGGACAUGUAUCUGUGCACAUCUCACUUCCUGCCAGAAUGCUUUCUGAGAAUGGAAUGCAACUGGAGAGAGGAAGCAGUAGGAUUUGCAAACAUUGCACCAGAAAGAAAUCAUCAACAUCGUUUGACCUUUCAGUUUGAUUUCACAGACACCCACAACCAGAAUUUCUUUUUUGGAAAAUAUAAAGGGGCAGGCUUAGGUUGAAAGGUCUUUAGUAACCUUUUUAAGUAUUUGUAUGAAGCACUCCACAUUUACCAUCAGAAGCACAACAAUUUCAUACAGAUUUGUGUUUCACUUCUCCUUGUAGGUCUACAAUGCAUACACUUGCCUUCUCGAUAACUACUUAUCAUUAUAAUACUAUACUAAUAAAGUUAUCUAUCUAUAUAAAGGUCUGCAGACAUUUAACUAUUAUUAAACAACUGAAGGAGAAUUUGUCAUUAUGUAAGUAUGCAUUAUGGGGUGCUGCUUUACCAGAAAACCAGUAUGAAUUAUCAUCUAACAAUGUAUCCUUCCAUGACACAAUGAACAAUUGACUUAACCCUUGUGUUAUCUUCGGGUCAUAUUGACCCAUCAGUCAUUGUGACCCACCGUCGUAUUGCGACAACUUUACCGCAUACAAAAACAAAGUGAGGAAUUUUCUUUUAACCGUCGGGCUGUCUCAGACCCCCCACAUUGCGAAGGUUAAAAGAAAAUGCUAAUUUGUUUUUGUAUUGGGUAAAAUUGGGUAAACACAACGAUGGUUCGUUGUGGACCUUUGGGUCAUGUGACCCGAAGGCAGCACAAGGGUUAAGUGAUUUAAUAGUUACAUGUUUUGCUUCAGUUCCGUAACACUAAUUACUCAUUUCCAAUCACUCCAAUCUAUUGGUCACUAAUCCCGGGGCUUGAUGUCAUUCCUACUUUAUAUAAUUCCUUCUUCUGUACUGUAAAAUGUCUACAAACUACGGAUGAGAAAUGUGAAAACCAUGAAUGUAUAGUUGUAUUUGGUAUUUUCUUUUGUUCAUGUAUGUCAUAAUAUAUAAGAAUAAACAUGCAAAAACUUGG
Messenger RNA from Osmerus eperlanus (European smelt), 3391 nucleotides. It is a transcript of the gene rabep2, whose product is annotated as rabaptin, RAB GTPase binding effector protein 2. Bases 289 to 1728 code for a protein of 479 amino acids. NCBI's taxonomy places the organism in Eukaryota, Metazoa, Chordata, Actinopteri, Osmeriformes, Osmeridae. Gene Ontology annotation, cellular component: intracellular membrane-bounded organelle. The record is from RefSeq and is a predicted model, not a curated record. The transcript has 12 exons. Gene Ontology annotation, biological process: endocytosis. Gene Ontology annotation, molecular function: growth factor activity; GTPase activator activity.